Messenger RNA from Kwoniella shivajii, 981 nucleotides. RefSeq lists its product as uncharacterized. Lineage: Eukaryota; Fungi; Basidiomycota; Tremellomycetes; Tremellales; Cryptococcaceae. The coding region runs from base 1 to 981 and encodes 326 amino acids. The transcript has 7 exons. The record is from RefSeq and is a predicted model, not a curated record.
AUGGACACAGUCAAAUCAGUUAUUGAUAAAGCCACUGGAGGUGAAUCCGCCAUGGCCAACCCCGGAGGUGAAACUGCUUCCAAGGGAGAGUUCCCAAAGACUGGUGAUUUCCCAAUUGAAUCACAAGUUGACAGAGCAGUCGGUAUCCAAGAUGAUAUGACUAAAAAACCAAACUCUGCUACUGUUCAGGAAGGACAAGAUGAUUUCUCUCAAUAUAAAGCUGCCAAAAAGCUUUUGGGAAAGAAGACUAUCGUCACUGGUGGUGAUUCAGGUAUAGGUAGAGCAGCAGCUGUCAUGUUCGCCAUGGAAGGUGCCGAUGUCGCCCUCGUCUAUCUCCCAGAAGAACAAGUAGAUGCUGAGAAAUCAAAAGAGCUCAUCGUAGCUGCAGGUGGACAAUGUUUACUCUUCCCUCAAGAUAUUAGAGACGAACAAGGUUGUAACAGAGUUAUUGAAAGUGUCGUUCAAGCUUGGGGUAAGAUCGAUGUUUUAGUAAACAACGCAAGUGUUAUGUACUCGAUCCCUGAUAUAACCGAUAUCACAACUGAACAAUUCGACCGAACUAUCAAAACCAACAUCUACGGUACCUUCUUCCUCACCCGAGCUGCUGUACCCCACAUUCCCAAGGGUGGUUCCAUUAUCGUCACUGCUUCUCAAGUCGCAUACGCCGGUCCACCCAUGCUGGUAGACUACAGUAUGACCAAGGGAGCCCAAGUAGCAAUGGUUAGAUGUUUAUCAAACCAACUUCUUUCCAAAGGUAUCAGAGUAAAUGCUGUCUGUCCCGGCCCUGUAUGGACCCCACUCCAACCCGCAGCUAUGGAUGAAUCUCAGAUGAAAGAAUGGCACAGCAGCCCUGCUCCGAUCGGAAGAAUUGGACAGCCAAGCGAGUUGGGGCCUGCAUAUGUGUUCUUAGCUAGUCAAGACGCUUCUUUUAUCUCUGGACAAUCGAUCCACGUCAACGGAGGAGCGAUUGUUGCCGGAUAA